Molecule: messenger RNA, 1025 nt
Organism: Amphiprion ocellaris (clown anemonefish)
Lineage: Eukaryota; Metazoa; Chordata; Actinopteri; Pomacentridae
Product: CD59 glycoprotein-like
Exons: 4
Coding region: 193-462 (89 amino acids)
Source: RefSeq, a predicted model, not a curated record
CCACAGUAUCAACACACCAGUAGCACAACUCAUCAGCUGGGAUAUUAUCAUCUCAGACUUAAUGAAAUACUGGAUUUGCAUCAAUUGCGCAACAAGACCAGAUAUAAAGGAGGCUGGGAUCUGACUGGCACACAUCACACAGCAGGAUCACUGUCCAGGAACUGGUGAAGAGAGAAGAAGAAUUGUGAAAAGAUGAAGACUGUUAUUGUUGCUCUUCUGGUUUUGGUGGUUGUCAGUCAGAGUGAAGCUUUGAGAUGUUACUGUGGAGGGCUGACGCGGUGUUCAAGCUCUACACAGACGUGCUCUGGUAAUGCCAAUGCCUGCGCCAGUGUCGUCAUGACGUUAGGAUCUAAUGUGAAUCGCUUCCAGAGUUGCUACAACUACGACGACUGCAUGAGGCUGAAACAGCUUCCUCAGGCUGUGUAUGUCAAUUGCUGCAUGACUGAUCUGUGCAACAGAUAAUUUGAUAUCAUGCAACCAAAUCUUCACAGUCAACUAUGCUUUGCUCAUGUUUGCACUGUCACAGUAAAGACAAGUUAGUUACAAUUUCAGUCCACUGUUGGUUUUGUCUCAAAAACAACCCACACUACCAGUCAAAAGUUUGGACACACCUUCUCAUUGGAUGGUUUGUAUUUAAUUAUUUGAUACAUUAUAGAUUAAUACUGAAGACAUCAAAACUAGGAAAUAAUACAUAUGGAAUUAUGUUGUAAAUAAAAAAGUGUUAAUCUUCAGUAUUAAUCUGCAAUGUAGAAAAUAAUACAAAUAUAUAAAAGCCAUUGAAUGAGAAGAUGUGUCCAAACUUUUGACUGGUAGUGUACAUUUAAUAGCUGGUUUGAUUGUACUUAUCAUUGCUUGUUUUUACAAACAAGUGCAUCAUAAAGAAAACUUUUAUUAUGGACAACAAAACAAAGACAAGUUUUAGCAGAAGACACAUCAAGUGUUGAAACUUAGACUUGACAGAUAUAUUCACAUUGAAAGUCUUUUAUUUUAACCAAAUAAAUUGCUUUCCUUAUUCAAAAUACAAA